This is a messenger RNA of Penicillium olsonii, 2562 nucleotides long. The record is from the annotation of a GenBank genome assembly. NCBI's taxonomy places the organism in Eukaryota, Fungi, Ascomycota, Eurotiomycetes, Eurotiales, Aspergillaceae.
AUGAAGCAGCCUACUGACCUUUCGUCUCUUAUUCCUCUAGCUACAUCUCAGCCCGCUGACACCGAAAUGGCCAAUUCAAGCCCCGCUGGCGCGAACGGUCAUGUUGACCCCGGAGUGUCUAUCCGAUUUGGUCCCGUGGAAGACAAGGACGUGAAGAUGGAGGACGUGGAAGAUGAUGCGCUUUCUGCCGGUAAGCGCAAAUCACGCGCUAGCACCGGGGGUAAGAAGUCUUACACAGAAGCGGAGAGCAGCGAGGAGGACGAACCUUUGAGCAAACGGCGACGUACUUCUGUCAAACAUGAGGAUCCGGAAACCGAUGAUGACGUACCUCUGGCACGCAAUGGGCGAAAGCUUCCUAAAGCCUCCGAGACCGCAAUGGGAGAAGAAUCCGACUCCGACGUUCCCAUCGAGCGAAAGCUCACUGCGCAGAAGUUGAAGAUCGAAGAAACUGCCGAAAAAGAAGCUCGCAAACCCGCUGUUAAGAAGGAGACUAAGCCCGCAGCAGCCAAGAAAGCAACUAACGGCGUCAAGAAAGAGCCUGCCUCCGCGAAGAAGGGCAAGGCCAAGCCUGUCAAAGCCGAGAGCCAAGAUGCUGAAGACAAAGAAGAGGAAGAUGAAUAUCGCUGGUGGGAAGAUGCAAGCAAGGGCGAUGGCACCAUCAAAUGGACAACCCUGGAGCACGCCGGCGUUGUCUUCCCUCCUGAAUACGAGCUGUUACCGAAGAACGUGAAGCUGAAGUAUGAUGGUGUUCCUGUCAGCCUUCAGCCUGAAGCCGAGGAGGUCGCCAGCUUUUUCGGAACCAUGCUGAACUCUGCUCACAACGUAGAAAACCCAGUCUUCCAGAAGAACUUUUUCGGUGACUUCAAAGAUAUCAUCAAGAAGACUGGCGGGGCAAAGGACUCUAAGGGCAACAAGAUCGACAUCAAGGAAUUUGCGAAAUGCGAUUUCCAAGCCAUUUUUGACUUCUACGAGGGCCAACGCGCGGAGAAGCGAAACUUGACUCCUGCAGAAAAGAAGGCUGCUAAAGCUGAAAAGGAUAAGCUCGAGGAGCCCUUCCAAUACUGCCUCUGGGAUGGCCGCAAGCAAAAGGUUGGCAACUUCCGCGUUGAACCUCCUUCUCUGUUCCGUGGACGUGGCGAGCACCCCAAGACCGGUCGUGUCAAGACGCGGGUGCAGCCCGAACAGAUCACUAUCAACAUUGGCAAGGAUGCCAAGGUCCCCCCGCCCCCUGAAGGCCACCGUUGGAAGGAGGUCAAGCAUGACCAGGAAGGUACAUGGCUCGCCAUGUGGCAAGAGAAUAUCAACGGCAACUACAAGUACGUGAUGUUGGCUGCCAACUCCGACGUCAAGGGCCAAAGUGACUUCAAGAAGUUCGAGAAAGCCCGUGAACUCAAGAAGCACAUCGAAAAGAUCCGGAAGGACUACCAGAAGAACCUGAAGCAUGACAUGAUGGUUGAGCGUCAGAAAGCUACAGCCGUCUACCUUAUUGAUCAGUUCGCGUUGCGUGCUGGUAAUGAGAAAGGCGAAGACGAAGCCGAGACUGUCGGUUGUUGCUCACUGAAGUACGAAAACGUCACGCUCAAGCCACCUAAUACCGUCGUCUUCGAUUUCCUGGGUAAGGAUAGUAUUCGGUUCUACGACGAGGUCAAAGUCGAUCUGCAGGUCUUCAAGAACCUGAAAAUCUUCAAGAAGGCACCCAAGAAGAACGGCGAUGAGAUCUUUGAUCGGCUCACGACUUCUGCACUCAACAAGCAUCUUGCCAAUUACAUGCCCGGGCUGACCGCGAAGGUGUUCCGUACCUACAACGCUUCGUAUACCAUGGGCUCCGUGCUCAAGGAGAUGAAUGGAGCUGGUGGCACUGUUGCCGAAAAGGUGAAGGCAUACAACGAUGCCAACCGCAAGGUCGCAAUUUUGUGUAACCACAAGCGCACUGUCACUGCUGGCCAUGCCAACGCUAUGGAGAAGAUGGGCGAGCGGAUCAAGGGACUUCGAUAUCAGAAGUGGCGCCUCAAGCAAAUGAUGCUUGACUUGGAUCCCACUUUGAAGAAGAAGAGGGGUGCUUCCUUCUUCGAAAUCGACGAGGAUCUUGACCAAGAAUGGAUCGACGAGCACCAGACCUUCUUGAUGGAGGAGCAGCGGACCAAGAUUAAUAAGAAGUUCGAAAAGGACAACGAAAAGAGGGUUGCCGAUGGGGAGAAGGAGAUGAAGGCGACCGAGCUCGAAGAACGUCUCAACGCCGUCAAGGAUAUGGAGAAGAAGUUCAAGAAGGAGAACAAGACCGGCAAGGUCGAGGCUGAAGCCCGGGGCGCGACUGUCGAGAAGCUUGAUGCUCAGAUCCAGAAGAUCGACCAGCGUGUUGAGACCAUGUCCGUCCAAGCCCAGGACAAGGAAGACAACAAGGAAGUUGCUCUGGGUACCUCCAAGAUUAACUAUAUUGACCCCCGUCUUACUGUCGUCUUCAGCAAGAAGUUCGACGUCCCCAUCGAAAAGUUCUUCUCCAAGGCCCUGCGCGAGAAGUUCGAGUGGGCUAUCAAGUCCGUCGAAGAGGACUGGGAGUUCUAA